Molecule: messenger RNA, 881 nt
Organism: Durio zibethinus
Lineage: Eukaryota; Viridiplantae; Streptophyta; Magnoliopsida; Malvales; Malvaceae
Source: RefSeq, a predicted model, not a curated record
UUCUUUCUUAUGGCCAAAAAAACAAAAGAUAAUCUUUUAUUAGAUUUUGGGCUAGAAGGAUUUAAUGUACUUAUUCCCCUAACAUAAAAAGACAAAGAUUCCUAUUUAUCACUUUAACUUUCACAACUGCAAGUAUUUAUUAGAUUGGCUUGCAUUUUGGAUAAGGCCAACACAAAGCUUUCAAUCCAAGUAUAUAAUGCCAUCUAUUCUGGGGAUUUUGGCAGGUGUCAAAAGUCAUAAUCCUCCUCUUAACUCUUCUUCUCAGUUAAUUGAUUAGCAUAUGUUCCUUUUUUUCUGCCCCUGCUUAUCCUUCUUUGUUCCAGUCUGUCCAGUUGCUUUCUAGACAUCUUUGGCAAGAGGAAGGGUCUCUAAAUGGCAACUGAGGUUGCCAGAGAUAAUGCUUCAUUUAUGCUCCAAGCCAAAUCUCUGGGCUUUCCAGUGUCAAACACCUCAACAAGAAGUUUCUUUAUGGCUCAAGUCAUGCUCAGGAUUUUUGCUGCUGUCUUAACAUUGACUGCAAUCUGUGUUAUGGCCACAAGCUCCCAAUCUAUCAUUCUACUUGGCUUCACUUUUAAAGCUCAUUAUAGCUACUCAUCUGCUAUGAGGUUUUUACUUGUGACAGAUGCUAUUGUGAUCACGGUAUUGGCGAUGUCUGGGUGCGCGGCGGCAACAGCAGUGGGUUAUGUCAGUAGAUAUGGAGAAGAAAAAAUGGGUUGGAUGGCUAUUUGUAAUCGUGUGGGGAAGUUUUGCAAUCAAAUGAGGAUAGCCAUGGUGUUAUCUUACUUAGCUUUCUUUUCCUACUUUGCUCUUGCUCUUAUGUCUAGCAACAAAGUCAUGUAUCAAGCCAGUAAAUGAGUACCGAUUAAGCAGUGGAAGGCAAG